Molecule: messenger RNA, 345 nt
Organism: Paramecium tetraurelia
Lineage: Eukaryota; Ciliophora; Oligohymenophorea; Peniculida; Parameciidae
Exons: 2
Source: RefSeq, a predicted model, not a curated record
AUGUUAAAAUUUUAGAACGCAUAAGAAAAAGUCAUAUCCAUUUUGACAAAAUUAGUUUGGCCAUUAAGAACUGCCUUAUGUAGUUAAAACGAUAAAGUUUUUAUGUCUUCUUUGGAAGUUUUAAAAUUACUCUCCAAUACAAUAGGGUCUCAUCUCAAUAGUCACCUCAAAAAUCUACUGGUUCCAUUAAGUAAAAGAAUGGAUAAAAAGAACUAAAAAGAAAUAAUAUCGGAUGUUUUAAGAUAGAUACAAGAUAAUGGGGUAAUGACAUUGUAUCAUUAUUUAAAGGGACCAGAAACGUUGAAAGUAAUCAAAGCAGCAAUUCCUACUUAUACAAAUAUGUGA